Messenger RNA from Mercenaria mercenaria, 4023 nucleotides. RefSeq names its product regulator of G-protein signaling protein-like. The coding region runs from base 108 to 4010 and encodes 1300 amino acids. NCBI's taxonomy places the organism in Eukaryota, Metazoa, Mollusca, Bivalvia, Venerida, Veneridae. The record is from RefSeq and is a predicted model, not a curated record. The transcript has 22 exons.
GUUAACUUUAACGUUACGCUGUUUCUAUAGAAAAGGCGGCGGCCAACAAAAAAAGGACUGAAAGUAAAAUUACAGUAUAAAAAUAAUAAAAACAUGGAAAAGAAAAUAUGAAUAAAUCGUCAGAAAAAGGUCCGUCAAAAGCGGAAUUGGAGGAAUUGACCUUACUCCUAGAAAAUCGGACGUUUGUAGAUUACUUCAACACUUUCCUUUGUCUGCCUGUUUUUGGUCAACAUGUGUUCUACAAUUACAUGGAAAUGGAAUUUGAGUUCGAGCCCCCUAUCAGGAACGGACGGCAUCUGUACCUGGAUCGUAGAAUGGUGGUGCAAUGGUUGUGCACAGAGAGGCUGCGCUCGUUUAAGCGGUCUGCAUUGUACACGGAAUAUAACCUGUGUAUGUUACUGAGGGAAACGAAGGUCAAGCUACCUGGAUUAAAAUUUGAGAAAGGACAAGAUACCGGUAACUUCAACAAAAAUACAAUAGGAACGGCCGUAGGGAUGAUGCUGUUUCGCGAAUCUAUGAGGAGUACAUGUGGGGAAAACGUGUACAGGUGUUGGAAAGACAUAGAGGCGUGGAGACUUAUAGAAGACCCAGUGAAAAAAAUGUACUGGAAACAUGUAAUAAAAACUCAUUACAUCAAUGAAAACAGCACGACAGAUGUGGCCAGUAACCUGAAAGUAAAAGUUUUCCGUGGUAUUUUGAACUUCGAACUGGUUCCUGACAUAGAUAUUCAUCAGCAAAUACUCGACUCUGUGACAGACGACACCUUCAAUUCCUUUGUCGAAUCAGAUGCAGCAUUGCUAAAGUUGCAGGCGAUACUAUUGGACGCACUCCGGAAGUACUGGUUACCAAGGCAUCUUUUGCAUAUCAUUAAAACAGUUAGCAAAAAAACACUUAACAUAUUAAAGAAACCUUUGCCAGGAGAUAAGGAAUACGUGGACCUUGAACGAAGGUUUCGGUGCCGGUACAUGUUUCCAAAGAUUUACCAAGAUUCGAGUAUAAGCUCACCAGCGACAACCAUAUUGAUAUCACAAUCCGCCGACGACUUGGCAAAGGUUACGCCAACGACGUCCUUGUCCUCUUUUGAUGACGAUGAACUAAAGGCGAAAAUUUUACCGGUGGAUCUUUUGUCGUUAUGGGGCGGUCCUGCAAAGGAGAUUGAUAUCGAGCGUGUAUCUCCAUCAAAUUAUUCUCCGUUCUUGUCGGAAAUAAAUAGUCCUGCUGAUGGAAGUGGCGACCGGUUGCUGCGCUCCGCAAAAAUGCAUGGCAAAAGCCCCAUCCCAAUAGUUCUUACUUCGUAUCUUGGUGGAAAGAAACGGACAUUGGCUGGAAAAUUUCCGAAGACCACUAACAGAGUUAUCUGGUAUCUGGCCUCAGACACGCUCGCCUGUUGUCCCUUUCGUGAAUUCUUGCAACGAAACGAACGGCUUUUAGACCUGCAAUAUUUAGGAUUCUGGACGGACGUCAGGAAUUAUUUAGAUACAGACGAACAUGCCGUGGAUGGAUACGGAAAACCACUGAGACAGAAGCUUGCACGCAGGAUAGCGGAGGUGUACCUGUCUAAAGAACGGAAGAAAAUGGAUAUUUUCUCCGAAAAAUUAAAGAUGUCACUUUUCACCGCCAUCAGUACAAAUGACGAUAUCUCGCUGCUGUGCAUGGCCCAAGAUAUAGCUCAAACAUGUUUGUUGGAGUCACUGAAAUCUUUUAUUGACGAAGAACGGUGCCAUUUUCUGAAGCAAGUGCGGGGUCAACGAAAUCAACUGGACAGAAAACAACGACGAGCCAUAGACAAAGCAGCAAAAAUAUCAAAAUCAAAAUUCGAUGUGGACCCGUUGUACUUUUUUAACUGUGUAACACUUGAUGCAGAUUCUGAGAUUUCAUCCCCAUUAUCUCCGUUUUCUCCCACAAUGCCUUGCGAUUCUGCAAUAUCAGCGACGUCAUACCGCGUGAGCAUUACUGAAGAACAAAUGUGGAAAGCAAUGGAAAUUGCCGUGCUGUGCAGUGAAUACGGCGUGUCAAUGAUGCUUCCCCAACAUCUGCCGCGACCAUCUCAGCUCAUAGAUAUUCUACACAGUGACUACGGCAGUCUUCACGUGACCAGAGUCCCGACAGUUCGACAUGAAUGGUUAAGAAGCUUGACUGAAAAGCCGAAGAUCAAUAUAGAGACACUUAAGGUAUCGAGAAAGGUAUUGGUAGAAGACAUCGAUAUUGCCAGCUUGAUAAAGGCGGUUGCGGACAGGGAAGACUCCGCCAAGCCGAAAAUAAAAAGCCGAGUGCCUAGACGGACUGCUGGACUGAUUGUAGAAAAACGGCCCACAAAACCGAAAUCAUUAUUGGAGGUGAUGUCUGACCCAGUGCAGUACGACUUUUUUAAACGUUUCAUGGUAACGCAAAAAGUGGGCCUCCCAGUUUUAUUUUGGAGGGCUGUAGAAGAUCUUCAAGAAAUCAGUAUCGGAAAGAUACGUGAGAUUAAAGUGACGCAGAUAAUGCGCAAAUUCUUUGGAAGAUUUGGAAAAUAUGGGGCUGCUCUUGACUGUGAUGAGGAAAUAAUAUUUCAAAUCCCACAUAUGGAUAAGGUCAAUCCAGGCAUUUUGAUGUGCGCCCAAGCGGCUGUGUUUAGGUCGCUGGAACGAAAAUGGUUUCCGCAGUAUAUUGCGACCUUCCAGUCGGAUUCUGAUUCGUCCAACCCAAGUUCGGUCGGGUUCCUUCAGUCAGGAAUGAAGAAGGCUGCUGAUUUCGUUAGCAAGACGAAGAAAAUGAAGAAACGGGCACUCGGCAACAGGAAUACGAUGUUGAUGUGGAAGAGAUGUUCAAGAACAUUGGCUGACUUUGUGAAAGGCGUUAGCUCCAAGUGCGAGUCUCAGCUGUUUGAAAUGUUCCUGAAGUAUGAAUUUGAACGGGAUAAGCAGAACCCUCAGCAAGAAGACACAAGUCAGGUACCACCAAUAGAAAAGAACAUCAUGAUGUCCGAUGUGCAUGACCAUAUCCACACCCGUGUUGUUGCCCGAAAUAGACUGGUCAUCAUGAAGCGUUUGCCGUCGGAUCUUAGGUUCUGGAUAGAAGUUAGAAAGUAUCAAAACCUUGUUGACAGCGCCUCACAGAAAAACAGUAUCUCCGUCCAGGACACUGAAUUCCUGACCGACAAAGCAAGAUCUAUAAUCUCCUGCUUCUUGGCUUCAGACAUACUGCCAAAGGUCCAGGUGAACAUACCACAUGACAUGGCGUUGAACAUCAUCAACAGUUUAGCAAGUUAUGGUCCUAAAAGAGGAAUGUUUCACGACGCCAUAGUUCUUCUAUUCCCGAUACUAUACCACUUCUAUCGCAAGUUCUCUGAAGAGUGGAUGAAGGGCGAUAUCCCAGAUGAUUACUUUGAUUCUAUAGAACAUAUGUUACAAUGUCACGUGUCAACCACACCGCACCGAAAAUUAGAUAUUCCCGACUUCACAGCUUUAAAACCGACUCAGGUCAAAAAUGUACGGUCUCAAGAUGAAACAAUGAAAAUCCAUUUCUCUAUCUCAGAAGGCGUCACAUUGAUCUACCCGCUAGUUAAACGUAAUAAAUCGUUAACAACACAGCGAAGGCGUAUGGCUAAAUGCAUUAUAUAUGAGCCAGAUAAAGAGACAUCGCUACAAAAAGAGAGCAGUGGCGAACACGGGGAUAAGAAAGACGACAAACAGUCUCCUAAAGGGGGAGACAAAGCACACCAUAAGCAUGAUCCAGGAAGAAAGCACUUGACAAAUACCAAGAAAGGCAGAAAGAAAUCGGAGAAAACAGUUGGCGAAGAAUCGGAACACGUGUCGGCAGAUGAUUCUACAGAACAGAAAGGACCUGUUGAUAAAGCGCUCCGAUUGCGGUCUCUUAUUGAGUCAAUUAACAAAGAAAAAGAAGAAAAAAUCAAAGAACAGAACAAAUUGUUUAGCAAAAUAAUGUCAAUUAAAGAAGUUGUUCGAGCAGCUUUGGAUCAAUCGGCGGAAACAAAUUCAACGGUCUCGAAUGAUAUUUCAGUUAAUUAAAUUGCAAAACCUA